AUGCCGAUUAAAGUUUAUGGCUUGGCUAUGUCAACAUGUACACAACGUGUAACUAUAACGUUAGCCGAAAAAGGGCUCAAGUACGAAUUAGUGAACGUAGACUUUGCCGCUGGCGAACACAAAUCACCAAAGUAUCUGGAAGAAAAACAACCAUUCGGUGUUAUUCCCGUCCUUAUUGAUGAAGACGGAUUUAAAAUCUAUGAAUCGCGUGCCAUUUGCCGCUAUUUGGAAAUCAAAUACAAAGGCAAAGGUACGCAAUUAAUUCCAAGCAAAGAUGCCGCUGCUCAAGGUCUUUUUGAACAAGCUGUAUCCAUGGAAAUCAGCUAUUUCGAUCCAUAUGCUUCUCCAAUCGUUUACGAACGUGUCACCAAAAAAAUGAAAGGUCUUGGUGAACCAGAUGAAGCACGAGUUGCAACAUUGAAACAACAAUUAAGUGAGAAACUAGAUGUUUACGAUAAAAUUCUGUCCAAACAACCAUAUCUUGCUGGACAAGAAUUUACUUUGGCUGAUCUCUUUCACUUACCAUAUGGUUCAUGGCUUGUCAAGCUCGGCGAAGGUAAUCUCUUCGAAUCACGACCAAACGUUAAGCGUUGGUGGGACAGAAUCACAUCCCGACCAUCGUGGAAAGCAGUUCAAGAAUCGAAAUAG
Adineta ricciae is the source of this 648-nucleotide messenger RNA. Lineage: Eukaryota; Metazoa; Rotifera; Eurotatoria; Adinetida; Adinetidae. The record is from the annotation of a GenBank genome assembly.